Molecule: messenger RNA, 2835 nt
Organism: Pseudo-nitzschia multistriata
Lineage: Eukaryota; Bacillariophyta; Bacillariophyceae; Bacillariales; Bacillariaceae
Source: the annotation of a GenBank genome assembly
UGACGAGCUCAACAGAGUACAUUUUCUGGUACGAUUUCGGUACACGCGCUGCGCGAGCUCCUCCAAAGAUAUAAUAGUAACACACAUACCGUACUGUAACUUGAGUCGCCGAUCAUUACAGUAAUUACUGUGAGAACGACGAAUUCAUCAAUUCAUCAAUAGUAUUAGAUACGGUACAGUAACGUACUGUAUGUGCUGUCAACACUCUCGUCUGACGCAACACACUAUUUCAAAGCUCGACAUACAACUUUCAGUGGGAAGAUAGGACGACGUCUUAUUGCAGUACACCGCGGAUUCAACCCUGUGCAAGAAAAUGAUUGCUUCUGCUGAGGACAACGAAACAAACGACGACGGAGCGAAAAGUGUAGAGCAACAAGAUGGUACACAAGAGUUUCGUUCCCGCUACGUGUUGCAGAAGGAAAUCGCCAAAGGAGGUUACGGCACAGUAUGGUUAUGCAACCCCAUCUCGGACAUAGAAAAGGAGUAUGCGGUGAAAGUAAUCGAUCGAAAUAGUUUGAGAGAAAAGGAUGUUCAAGCCGUAUUCCGAGAAGUUGAGAUGAUGAAGGAGUUGAGAGAAGUGCCACAUGUCAUUACGCUUGUAGACUUUAUGGUCGAGCCUCAACAUUUAUACGUUGUCCAGUCAUAUGCCAGAGGCGGAGAUUUGUUCUUUAGACUUUCUCAGAAAAAGCAAUACACAGAAAAAAAUGCAAGAGAUAUUGCCCUCGUUCUUUUCAAAACUUUGGAUGAGAUGCACACCAAAUAUCGAAUUGUCCAUCGUGAUUUAAAGCCAGAGAAUCUUUUGUUGGAAGGGGAUGACAUUGAUGGUACAAAGGAUGUAUACCUUGCAGAUUUCGGCUUUGCUCGUCGUGUGACAGAAAAAGGCCUGAAAACGCGGUGUGGCACCCCAGCUUUCGUUGCUCCAGAGAUUAUUUUAGGGAGGAAUUACAACGAAGCUGCUGAUAUGUGGUCUAUAGGCGUCAUCCUGUUCGUGCUGCUUGGAGGAUACAAUCCAUUCAUAGAAGGUGCAAAUGAUCUUCGAACUUUAUUUCGUAAGAUACGAGGUGGGGACUUUAUGUUCCGUCAAUCGCAAUGGAUAAAUGUCAGUCGCGAAGCCAAGUACCUUAUCGCUCGUCUUCUCACGGUGGACCCUGACUAUCGGUACACAGCAAAACAAGCUUUGGAGAGUGACUGGAUACGAAAGAUGGAAAAAAAAUCACUUGAAUCUAAUGAUUUGAAAGAUUCUCUAACUCUAAUCAAAGAAUUUAACCGAAGGUUGUCUUUGAAGGUAAGAAAAUUUUGAUACGAUCGAUUCGGAAUAAUGACUUUAUAUUUGCAAAAUGUCUUCAAUGGUUCACUUUCAGAAGAAAACUUACGGGCGUGUUCUGUUCAAUUAUCGACUUUUUCAUUGAAUGUGGUUUGAAGGCCGCAAUGAGCGCAGUGAGGUUCGCAGUUUCCGCAAAUUUUUGGAAUCCAGAAACGACAACAUUCUCGAAAUGGUCAACUAGGAUAAAUAUGAAUGACGAUGCUGUGAAUGCAGCUCUUCACUCUCCGACCAAAUCUACCUUCUAUGAUGAGUAUGAGCUCUUGCAUAAGAUUCGUGAUGGAGCGUGCGCCUCUGUCCACGAAUGUCGUCACAAAAAAACGGGGGAAAUGUUCGCAGUGAAGAUAAUCCGUCGGAAGAAGCUGCGACAUAGUGAAGAUGAAUUCGUAUUGAACGAGGCUUCCAUCUUGCAAUCACUUUCUAUACACAAAAAAUUCGUUGUUCAGGCUUGUGAUUUUUACGAAGAGGAGGAUUUUUUUUAUUUGAUACGAGAAUACAUGAAUGGGGGCAAUGUUUUCGACCGACUUUCAAAAAAGAGCAAAUACACGGAAAAAGAUGCAAAAGAGCUUACGAGGAGUAUUCUGGGUGCUGUCAAAUGUAUGCACGAUGCAGGGAUAGCGCACCGUGAUUUGAAGCCACAAAAUUUGUUGUUACGAGUAAGUUCUAAACAAUAAGACUUUACGCUCUCGUCAACAGUAGGUCGUUUGAUGUAUUGAUUCAAUGGUUCUGACUUUUUUUCUCUCGUGUUUCAUUUCAUGACAAACAAACAAAUACUCGUAGCUACAGGACGAUGAUUCCAAUAUUAAAGUUGCAGAUUUUGGCUUUGCACGAAGGGUGUACGCACCAAAUUGCCUCACAAGUCGGUGUGGUUCGCCAACUUUUGUUGCCCCGGAAAUAUUGAAAAACAUCCCUCACGAUCACAGGGCCGAUCUCUGGAGUGUUGGCGUGAUCAUUUAUCUCCUUUUGGUCGGCUAUCCUCCAUUUGCAAAAGAAACUCACGCUGAGCUUUUCGCACAGAUUCGUACCUGUGAUUGGAAGUUCUACCAAGAAGACUGGGAAAACAUAUCACCUGAUGCCAGGGAUUUGAUUGAAAACCUGUUAAUAGCAGAUCCUGAACAAAGAUGGACAGCGUCGGAAUCACUAGAAUGCUCCUGGCUGCAAAGCGGAGCCACCGAUGAAAAAGAGGGAGAAGAAGUGGAUCUGAUAGCGUCACUAGUAAGCAUGAGAGAUCAAACCGAUAAUUUGAGACGAUCCUCCUUAUCUAUUCGAUGGGACAAAGAUAAAAAUAUCCCUUCUGAUGUCCCGCUUCAAAACUUGGUAAGCAUUGCUAAACCUGAAAGUGGCGAUGAAAUGGACGAUCCAUAGAUUUGUGGACCGCUCUCUUCUGGCACUGCUUGCUGCUCCUUAGUGUUUAGGUCAUUUGCUUAUACUUCUACCAGCAGUUCCGCCCUGAUGAUAUAAGUGUGCAAGCUAGAACCCAAAUCAGAGCUCAUCAAUAAUAAUAGUUGACUUCA